GGUGCUUGGGCAGGCACGGCAGCCCAGCUCGGAGGCAGCAUGGGCCGCUGCGGCCUGGAGCGGCGGGUAGUGAAAUCAAACGAAGCUCAUGCUUCCGAUCCUCACAUGUAACUUGGCCGCGGUGGUAUAGCCAGAAUGAAAAGAAAUCAAACGAGCCCCCCCCAAUCAAGCAGUCCUGCCUAACUCUGGAACAGAAACUUGUGGGCCACGUGCUGAACGAGUCACCUCUCGCAGUCAGUCGGACUCGGGCGGCAGGUUCCUACUAGGAUCCCUGCGGGGUAGUCAUAAAUACCGAGAUCACGGAGGGUGUAUCUGCCAAACCGCCGACGAAUCCCACUCCCCCCUUCUCCUUCCGCCUCGAGACCCCCGUCUCCUCCUCGCUUUGCCCCCCGCGAAGCAAUUCUAAAUCCCCGCGCGGAGGAUCGGAUCCUCCGCGGGAUCCGCAUCGGUGCUUGCCCUUCCUGCGCGGAUUUCCGGCAGCCUUUUCCUCCCCAGCCCUGAUUUCCCCCGCCGAUUCCCUGCUCCUGCCGCGGCGGUUGUUCCUGCAGCCUGGGGGAUCUUUGGUGGAGAAGGGGUUGGUGGGGGUUGGUUAGGCGGCGCCCGCGAUCCGGCCAGGGGGGAUGGCCGGCGGGAAGGAGCCGAUCGAGGUGAAGUUCCGGCUCUUCGACGGCACCGACAUCGGGCCCAGCAAGUACGACCCCAGCACCACCGUCGCCGCGCUCAAGGAGUUCGUCCUCGCCCGGUGGCCGCAGGAUAAAGAAAUAGUUCCAAAAACUGUCAAUGAUGUGAAGCUCAUCAACGCUGGAAGGAUACUGGAGAAUAGCAAAACUCUUGCUGAGUCACGAGUCCCAGUUGGAGAAGUUCCUGGAAGUGUGAUUACAAUGCAUGUUGUUGUGCGGCCUCCCCAAUCAAACAAAAGUGAGAAGCAACAGUCAAACUCUCCGAAGCAGAACAGAUGUGGAUGUACGAUAUUGUGACGUUAAUACAGUAGCAAUGUGUAUAUCGGUGUCGUGUCCACAGGGAUCACAAGUUCAUUUUGCCAAUUGAUUCUUGCAUCUAUUCUUCACAGCCUAAGCCUAGAUAUGUCAUGACCACUAGCCACAUCUGCUUGAGAAUUUGAUGCUUGCUAUCGUGUAAAAGGAGGGUGGUGGAAGGAGAUUUCUCGGGGGGUCCCGGUAAAAACCCUAAAAGGAGUGUGCAGGAGUCAAGAAAAUUGGAUGUUUGCUUUUGUGUAAUGUGUAGACGUAGUGAUACCAAAAGUGAGUUGCUGCAUAGUACCUGUCAAGACGUUCUUUUUCGUUUGCGUCAAGCUUGGUCACAUAUGUGUUUUGUAAUAGAAAAAAGUGACCGGUAAUUCUUGUCGAGAAGUGGAAAGGAAUGUUGGGGUUUUCCGGUUUGGCAUGGGACUGGUGAAGCUGAAAAAUUACUGGUAAUAUUUGUGAAGUGGGAUGGAAUGCAUUGGUUUUGAAUC
Messenger RNA from Panicum hallii, 1471 nucleotides. Its product is annotated as membrane-anchored ubiquitin-fold protein 3-like. The coding region runs from base 621 to 977 and encodes 118 amino acids. The record is from RefSeq and is a predicted model, not a curated record. The transcript is spliced from 3 exons. Lineage: Eukaryota; Viridiplantae; Streptophyta; Magnoliopsida; Poales; Poaceae. Gene Ontology annotation, molecular function: protein binding.